Pyricularia pennisetigena is the source of this 540-nucleotide messenger RNA. RefSeq lists its product as uncharacterized. Gene Ontology annotation, biological process: mitophagy. Bases 1 to 540 code for a protein of 179 amino acids. The transcript has 2 exons. Gene Ontology annotation, molecular function: mitochondrion autophagosome adaptor activity. NCBI's taxonomy places the organism in Eukaryota, Fungi, Ascomycota, Sordariomycetes, Magnaporthales, Pyriculariaceae. The record is from RefSeq and is a predicted model, not a curated record.
AUGGCAUCAUCGCUGCCGACGCAGCUGGCAGAGACCAUCCAAACCGCACACAUCAAACGUGAACCGUCGCCCUCGCACGACAUCAACCCCUCCACCGCAGCCGACAAGGUCGAGCCUCUUUCGGCCAGCGAGAAGCAUCACGAUGACGUCGGGAGCAUAGACGGCAUCUCGGACCCGGAGCCGCUGCAUGUCGACGAGGAGGAGGAGGAUGAAGACGACGAGGACGACGAGGACUUUCAUGCGCUCAACCGCCGGAGGCGGAGGGCCAACCUCCCGCCCAUGCCGGAUUUGCGGUUUGAGCAGAGCUAUCUCAGAAGCAUAUCCAACGCGAAGACGUGGUACAAGGUUGCGUUCAUUACGGUCUGCGACCAGGUUAUGAUGCCCUUGCUUCAAGGAACGCUUUACAAUCUGGCAUGGUGCGGAUGGCAGUACUGGAACAAGACGGCUCAAAUACACGGCUCAACGGCCGGGGCUAGGUUGAGGCGGUGGUGGUACGGGGUCAACAACUGGAAGAUUCCUCCCGAGAGGAGGAGAAGGUAG